AUGUUAGUGGAGCAGAAUCUCAAGAGGGGACCUGAAUUGCAAGAACGAAGGAAGAGAGCUGCUCAACAAGGAUUCUCUAAUUUAGAUCAAGGGCCAUGGAAGAAGAGAAAUGAGGGAAGUAGUUCAAGCCAGAGACAGAUGCAAAGGGAAGUGGGAUCAUGUUUCAAAUGUGGUAAGGAUGGGCACUUCAUUAGAGAAUGUUCAUUGCUUGCGGAGAACAACAAAAGGCCCAACCCACCUCAAAACUUUAGGCCUAAUAACCAAGGCAACAUUCAACAGAGGAUUGUGCCGGCACGAGUGUUUGCUUUGACACCGGGAGAAGCUGAGGACAAGAAUGAUGUAAUCACAGGAAUUAUCCUCCUGUUUCUCAACAAGGCUACUAUUUUAUUUGACUCAGGGGCUACCCACUCUUUUAUUUCAACGAAUUAUGUUAAGUUCUGCCCCGUUGAUGCUGAUGAAAUGGACUACAAUUUGAGGGUCUCAACCCCAGCAGGUGAUAUAGUGACCUGCAACAAGAUUAUACUUAAGUGUCCAAUAACUAUUCGCGGGAGGGAAAUGCCAACUAACCUGAUAGUCUUUCCUAUGAUUGGGUUUGAUGGGUAUUUGGCUUUCGUGGUGGAUGAACCCAAGGAAGAAUUGGAGUUAGAAGAGAUCCUUAUUGUGAGAGAGUAUCUGGAGGUUUUUCCUAAAGAUUUGUUUGGAUUGCCACCCGAGCGGGAGGUAGAGUUUGUUAUUGAGUUAGCCCCAGGCACAGUGCCUCUUUCCAAAGCCCCUUAUCGAAUGGCACCAUCAGAGUUAGCCAGCUCAAAGAACAGUUGCAAGACUUAUUAG
This is a messenger RNA of Juglans regia (Persian walnut), 831 nucleotides long. RefSeq lists its product as uncharacterized. The record is from RefSeq and is a predicted model, not a curated record. The transcript is spliced from 4 exons. NCBI's taxonomy places the organism in Eukaryota, Viridiplantae, Streptophyta, Magnoliopsida, Fagales, Juglandaceae. Bases 1 to 831 code for a protein of 276 amino acids. Gene Ontology annotation, molecular function: zinc ion binding; nucleic acid binding.